AUGGACUCCCAGAUCCGCCAGAACUACCACCGCGACUGCGAGGCCGCCGUCAACCGCAUGGCCAACAUGGAGCUCCACGCCUCCUAUGUCUACCUCUCCAUGGCAUUCUACUUUGAGCGGGACGACGUGGCGCUGCCCCGCCUGGGACGCUUCUUCCUGCACCAGUCGCACGAGGAGCGGGAGCACGCUGAGGGGCUGCUGCGCUUCCAGACGCGCCGUGGCGGCCGUGUGCUGCUGCACGACAUCAAGAAGCCAGAGCGUGACGCUUGGGGCUCGGCGCUGGAGGCGGUGGAGGCGGCGCUGCAGCUGGAGAAGUCGGUGAACCAGGCACUGCUGGACCUGCACCACCUGGCUGCCGAGAAGGGGGACCCCCACCUCUGCGACUUCCUCGAGUCCCACUACCUGGACGAGCAGGUGAAGGCCAUCAAGGCACUGGGGGACCACAUCACCAACCUGCGGCGCCUGGCUGGGGGCUCGACCCCAGGUCUCCCCGACGCGGUCUCCGACACGAUGUACGCCAGGCGAAUUUAUUGA
Messenger RNA from Nipponia nippon (crested ibis), 534 nucleotides. Its product is annotated as ferritin, higher subunit. NCBI's taxonomy places the organism in Eukaryota, Metazoa, Chordata, Aves, Pelecaniformes, Threskiornithidae. Gene Ontology annotation, molecular function: ferric iron binding; ferrous iron binding. Gene Ontology annotation, cellular component: cytoplasm. Gene Ontology annotation, biological process: iron ion transport; intracellular iron ion homeostasis. The record is from RefSeq and is a predicted model, not a curated record.